Molecule: messenger RNA, 7878 nt
Organism: Cokeromyces recurvatus
Lineage: Eukaryota; Fungi; Mucoromycota; Mucoromycetes; Mucorales; Mucoraceae
Exons: 3
Coding region: 1-7878 (2625 amino acids)
Biological process (GO): small GTPase-mediated signal transduction
Cellular component (GO): plasma membrane; cytoplasm
Molecular function (GO): guanyl-nucleotide exchange factor activity; small GTPase binding
Source: RefSeq, a predicted model, not a curated record
AUGAAGUGGCUGCCUUUACCAAAAAUAGCACAUGCAAUUGCUAUUUAUCCAUUUGAUCCUUUAAAUAGUAUAAGGCCUAUAUCUACAGUUUCACAUCAAAAUAAUUUAAAUCAACAUCAUCAUGAUAGUAUUUCCAUUCACACAAAUGCUUCAACUUCUUCUAUCAAUCUUGAUCAACCCUCUACUAAUCCAGAAGAUUAUAGUUGCUUAUUACCUCUUGAAGUAGGUGAUGAACUUUUUAUAAUUGAACAACAGGGUCAAUGGUAUAGAGGUUAUGUAUUGACUGUACUUGAGGAAGGUCGUAAGCCGAAUAAAGCGCCAAUAGGUUGCUUUCCACGAACACAUGUACAAAUUAAAGAAUACAUCGACAUCGAUCCUGAUGAAGCUGAUACAGCAUUUCAAUUUUGUCAAUAUCGCGAUGUUUCAGAUGUUUCAUCACUAAGAUCUAGCUUUGACAUGCCGACUAAUGGAUUACUUCGAUCCUACUCUGAAUCCCAUAUCCAGUCUAGUAAUAAGACAACUAUACCAGAACAACAAACAAAUUCUUCUAUUCGUCCUAUUAGCUUUGAUUUGGAAACAUUAGAUUUAAAUAGAAAAAAAUCGACUUCUUUACUUCGAGAUAGUAAUAAUAUACCCCCACCUUCAUUACCACUUUCGAGAUUUGAACAAUCAACAGCUACUGGUAAUUCGGAACCAUUAGUUGAUGAAAUUGCAGCCUGUGUAAGUGAAUGGAAUAGCUUACUAUAUUCAUACAUCAAUCAACGUCAAUAUAAUACCUUCAAUAAAGUGAGAGAUAAUAUCAAUUAUUUAUUUCAGGCACGAAGACAGCUUUUAGAUCAAGCAUUAUCUAGAGAAGAAUUGAUUAAGCUUCGAAAGGAAAUUGUUCAAAAAAUGGUUAUUAGUAAUUUGGAGCAAGGUCAUGAAAUGAUUAUUAGACAUCCGGAAAAGGGUUAUCAACUAGAUGCUACAAAUGCUUCUUUGAGUACAAUUUAUAAAUUACACUGGAAAUAUUCUAUUUAUGCAAACAAAAAGCUAUCUUCUUCGACUCUAAUAGAUAACAAAAGCGCAACUGUAACACAUAUAAAGGCUUCUUCUCCCAGUAUCGAGCCAUCAAUGGCUCCUACUGAUAAUGGUAUUGCAUAUAAAACAACUCAAAUCGUAUCUGGUCAGCCUCAAGCAAAGGGCGCUAAACUUUAUCAUAUAUUAUUUGAAUUAAAAGCCUGUGUCGCUCAUAUCUGUCAACCUGGCGAGUUUACGGAGCUUUAUUUUUCACUUUAUUCUGCCAGUGAGCAUAAGUUUUUAACUGAAAAUUUUCUUGUCAUCUUGAACUAUAAUGGUAUGCCAAAAGAUGAAACACAGAUUGGUAAAUUACAAGCAUUAUUCAUCGACUUGUCUCCACAUGAUAUCUCUGAAAACCUCUAUAUGGUAUGCCAUAUCAUUCGAUUGGGAGGAAUGAAAUUUUCAGACGGUAAAGACCAUUUUGCAAGUAUCAGUAGUCAUACCUCACAAUUUUUUCAUACCAAUAAACAUUUUCAUCCACCUUUUCAAAAGCAAUCAACAGCAUUUGUAAAUACAGCAACGACACAACAUAUGUGUCGGCGACCAUUUGGCUGUGCUGUUCUAAAGUUGAAUAGCUUAUCAAUUCUUCAACACAAUAAUGAGGAUAUUCAAAAAUCAACCCUUGAGUAUGAUAUGCCUAUUUAUACAGCUACUACUGAAUCUAACUAUUCAACGUUACAUGAGGACAUUAUUUCUAAUAACAUGAAAGAAUUUUCAAAGAACACGAGAGCAGAUCUAUUACGCGUCUCAGUUCGCUCCUUUUAUGGCAUCCUGACCUCUAUACUGAAUACAAAUGCAGCUUUAUUACAUGGUAUUCCUCAUACUUUACGAUUAGGUUUUGCCGAUGUUGCAUUCCCUAAUGACAGUCGUAACGAUCUUUAUAUUAAACUUGAAUUAGGUGACUUUAGUCAGCUUGGUCGGUCUCGUAAUAUUCAGGUUACAAUAUGUGUUCGUGAUAAUAGAACAGGCGAGAUCAUUAAGAGUGCUAUCGUAAUGGGUGCUGGGGCUCGACCUGUUAGUUAUUGGGAAAGUACAGUGAUUUAUCAUGAACAGAGGCCAAAAUGGGGAGAAUUAAUCAAGAUAAACAUUAAGGAUGUACAACAAUGGGAACGAUCUCAUGUCUUCUUAACUAUCAAGCAUCGUAGUAGCAACUUUAAUGGAAAUAUUUCUUCCAACAACAACAACAAUAAUAAUAAUAAUAAUCUUAUUAGUAAUACAAGUAUAACUUUACCUAUUGCAGGAAAUACCAAGUCCCCAGGAACUACUUCAGUUGUCUCUACUUCAACAGGAGGAGGAGAAAAGAUCUUGGCUAUGGGAUUUUUACCUUUAUUUAUGCCCCCUAUGCAUCGUGAUUUUAUUGCUGAUGGCACACAUACACUUUAUUUGUAUAAAUAUGAUCGUCAAUGCUCAAUGACUCGUUUUUAUCUGGAUAGUUUGCCUUGGUGUGCACGAUCUACAGAGCCAUCUAACACUUAUCAUCAGGCAAUGACAGACUCAACUAUGAAGGUAUCACGGCCUUAUUAUUGGAAUAAUACAACAGGAAGUUCUGGUAAACUAGGUCAUCGUCAUUCGCCAUCCUCUCAAAGUUUUCAGAGUACAACUAGUUCCUUUGCUUCAACAAUAGGCGCACCUUUAAAUACAAUAAGCGCUUCUACAAGUAUGAAUGAUAUUACAGCAUCUCAACAACAACAAUCUUCAAAUUCAAAUAAUAACAAACUUGUAUUAUUACGUGAUACAGUCACGUUAUCGACUUAUCUAUGUUCAAACAAACUUACUCAAAAUAAAACCCUUGUCAAAUUAUUAAACUGGCAAAUGUUAUUGUCAGAUUUCGAGGACAAUGGUACCUCAAUGCUACUCUCUGUGUUGGAUCAGCUUACAUUUAUUGGAGAAGUAGAAGUUGUAAAGUUUUUGAGUGACAUCUUUGAUGCGCUCUUAGAUAUUAUGGCUUGUUAUCAGCAGGAGGAACUCGUCAGCAGAGAAAUUAAUGAUCAAGUGAUGGCGGCUAUAAUUUGGUUAUUAGGUAUUGUUCAAGACAGACGAUUUAGUAACUUUCGACCUGUGCUAGACGUUUAUAUUGAGAAUAGAUUCUCAUUACAACGAGACAAUGGCCAUACACCUGAGCAUAUGAACAGUCAUUAUAAGCCUAUAAUUGAAAAGGAAGAAGCGACUUAUAAAUGUCUUAUCAAAAGCUUAACGCGUUUAUGCGAGUCCCUAGGAGAUGCAUCUAAAGCAAAAUUAUUACGUAGUAGUAUGAAAGUAUGGGAUUACUUGUUUAAAUUUAUCGUCCGAUCACGUUUAAGUCAAGUUCAAAGCGGGAAUAAUAAUAACGAUGAUGAUGAUGAUGAUAAAUUUAAAACGAGUAUGGAACAAUUGAUAAGCGCAAUCACCUUCAUUAUGAAUCCCGAGCAUCCUAGCUCAAUGAUCGGUACACAAACAUUAUGUCUUCAAUAUUUUGCGGAUAUUUUAGUAGAAUUGCAAAAGAUAUUUCCUUCUCAGUAUGUAGUUGGUGUUGCUGUCUCAUUUAUAGAUGCUUGCUCUCAUGUCACCGGUAGGCUUGUAGGGUUCAAGCUUGCAAUGAUCUUAAAUAUCGCAAGGGGUCCUAUCUUUAAUGAUCCUUCUUGUAGACUUGAGAUGUCAAACCAUAUUUUUCGAUGGAUUCGACUUUGGAUAAACUCAUAUAUGACAACCGCGAAGGAUGUGAUCUUUGCUAGACAAGUAGAACAACAACAAGAUAGUCAUCAACAACAGAUACGAUUACCUCGAUCACAAUGGAUUGAAAAUUUAAGGUUAUCGAUUACUAUCAUGAGUGAGCUAUUAGAGAAGGUGAGGAAGUCAUUUGGUAUCAAUUCCUCAGGAUUGACAUCUUCCAAUAUUUCGUCACCUUCUAUUAGCAAUCUUUCUCGCCCUACAUCAUUUGCUGCUACUACUACUACUACUACAACAACAACAACAACAACGACAGAUGAUGAUAACAGUAUUCUUAAUAAUCAGGAGCCUUCUCAAUCAUUGAUUGACUUCAGUCUGAUAAUAGAUGAAGCACUUCAAUUGGUUCCACAAUUGUUAAAUGCCUAUAAAGACGUUCAAAGACUGACAAUUCAAGCUAUAUAUGCAUCUAGUCCUCUAUCUGCCUCUGCUGUCGUAGAUACGUCCUCAAAUAAUAUGGGAUCAAAUCCCUCUUCUCGUCGUCAUUCGCGCCAAUCGUUUUCUAUUUUGAGAGAGCGAUCAAGCUCUGCAAGUAGUAGCAACCAUUUGAAAAAUCCAUUCAUGUCUUCAGAAAUUUUACAAGAGAUUCAGGGGCAACAUCGUAAGUCAAAUUCUGUAGGAAAUGGUGGGACUAUAUCUUUAAGUCAUGCGUCUAGUAUUGGGAGUACGUUUGUCUCAGGGGCAAACAGCAAUGCCCAUUCAACUAUCGUGUGUAGCAACAACGGUGGCAACAAAUCAUCGUUUCCGGUAGUCCUCAAAGCCUUAGCCAACUCACCCAUGACACCUUUUCCAAAUACCUAUCCUUUUCAACCACCACCACCACCACCACUAUCAUCAUCACCAUCAGCAUCAGCAGCAGCAGCGCUUACAACAUUGACUCAUCAAGACCUUUUAACAGAUAAUUAUACAGCUAUGGUCAGUACAGGCCUAUUGGAUUUGACUGUAGUCUUAUUAGAAUUGUUUUAUCUUACACCACGCCAACAAUGGAUCAAAUUUAUUAAGAAAUUGUAUGAACAUGAUGGAAUCCAGGACACUACUGAUUUUUUGCGUAAAAUUGUUUAUACAUGCAUGGGCAUUCUUUUUGGUGAUAAUGUGAUGAUGUUAGAAGAGUCUAGUUUAACUGUAGAUGGUAUGGUGAGAUGUGAGGAAGAUGAGACACGAGACAGAAGGAAAAUACCUCAAAAUUGGUUAAAUUUAAAUGUUAUAGCCCAUCAAAUUGUACUUUGUCAUAUUUUGGAACCUAUAGCGUCCGCCUUUGAACAGCCUAUGUUUAUACCUGCAGAAAGAAGUUACAAGGAAUUAUUUGAUGAUAUCCUUGGGCACCAACCUGCUUUAUCGCCUGUGAGUGAAGAUGUUUCUCUAUCUUCUAAUCAUUCAGAGAUAGAACAACAACGAGAGAAAAGAAAUAGUAUGGCAAGUGCUAAAGAUAAUAACAACUCGAAAAAUAAUAAAGGGAUGACAGAGAAUGAAUCUAUCUUACUUUUAUGGCGUGUUUACUUUGUCGGCUUCUUGCGUGUCAUAGGAAGCCCCCAUCUAGAGGUCUCUGAAUUUAUGCCUCAAGUACAACGUGCGGUAUGGAAGAUCAUUGGAAAUAUGCGAGGUGAGCUUGGAGCGAAGAUUAUAUUGUCAUUAUGGAAUUUAGCAGGAAAAGUAGGAAGCCUUGAAACGGUUCCUAACAUGCUAUUUGACAAUGAAACUAAUAAACCCCUACAACACGGUAGUAGUGAUGAAAGUAAUCCUAAUCAAUCCAUCUCAACAACAGAUUCUAUCAUUUUUUCAGAUGAUACAGGAUUUAGAAAAAGUAUCACAUCUGUGAACGAUCAUCAUGAUCCUAACACAGUAUCAACACCUAUUCAUCAUUAUUCGACUCGAAAUAGUAUACGUAUCGCUCCAACUGAUGAAAUUUCAUUUUCUUCUAUUCAGGGGAAGCAUGAGGGUAAUGAACAACGAUCGCAGCCCAUCAAAUCGUAUGUUUCAUUUUUGCAGGCAGACUUGGCUUAUUUUAUUUUAAGUCCUAUGUGUGCUGCUUGUUUGACUUUACACGACCGUAUUCGCGUGAAUUCCCUUUCUAUCAUUGCUGAUAUUAUGGCUAUUGAACUUUAUUCCUUUGGUGAACUAUGCCAUGUACAGCAUACGUUAAUUAGUACCUUGGACCGACUUGUGAUGUCCGAGAAUAAAGGAGAUGAAGUCAUUUGUGCUCGUAUUUCAAUUGAGCUUAAUAAGGCAUUAGAACAACGGCUACAGUCCGAUGGUAGAGAUGAUCUUCUUAUGGUCGGGAAACGGUCUGUUGAUUCCUUGUGUAAAUUCAUGGGCCUCUUAUUGCAAAUUAGAAGUUUACCUUCAAACGACAAUGAAUAUAUGGAUGAACGUAUCACGGCAACCUUGAAGCUUAUGAAGUUCAUUCAAGUGAUUGAAAGAGAGGAAAUAUAUAUUAAAUAUGUACAUCAGUUGGUACAACUCCACCUUGAUAGUCGUAACUUUAUUGAAGCUGCCUUAACCUUACGGUUUCAUGCUGAUCUUCUUCAAUGGAACCCUAAUGAUAGUUUAAUAGAGAUUCCUGAACUUUCAUUACCUAUACAGAGCUCCUUUAUUCGAAAGGAGGGCUUGUAUAUGAAAAUGAUGACUUACUUGGAUCAAGGCAAUGCCUGGGAGCUUUGCAUAGAACUUUGCAAAGAACUUGCAUACGAAUAUGAAACGACCAUUUUUGAUUAUGCUAAAUUAAGUGAUGUCCUGCAGCGCCAGGCCAUCUUUGCUGAUAAUAUUGUCAAGAAGGAGCGUUGCUUUACAGAGUACUUUCGAGUUGGCUUCUAUGGACGAGGCUUCCCAGCUAGUAAUCGAAAUAGACAGUAUAUUUAUCGUGGACUUGAAUGGGAAAAGAUGGGCUCCUUUAUCGAAAGAAUGCAAAAUAGACAUCCUAAUGCACAGUUGCUUCCCAGCAAGAUAUCAGCUGCUAUAUCCAUGACGGAUGAACAAGUAAAGGAACUAAAUAGUACCUUGGAUGGACAAUAUUUACAAAUCACGUCUGUUACUCCCAUUCCUGACUUUGAGAAUGUUCUUUGUCUUUCUAAUCCAAACGCACCUGACUAUAUCAAGGAGUAUUAUUCUUUUAAUAGUGUUUCAAAAUUCUCAUUUUCUCGUCCUAUCGUAAAGGAAUCCUCUUCUGAUGAUACUGCAACAAAAUCCCCGGAGUCUGACUUUUUGAAUCUAUGGAUAGAAAAAGUUGAAUUUGAAUGUGAGGACAAGUUUCCGACAAUCGUUCGUCGAUCUAAAAUUAUUAAGUCUCACGUGAGUGUAAUUUCACCCAUCGAAAAUGCUGUUAUAGCCGUUGAGAACAAGAACAAGGAGUUGAUUUCAUUAGAAAAAAAAUACUCUUCUAUUUACCUCGAUCGUCCUACUUCUAGUUUACCAAAUCAACCUAUAAACAUUAGUCCAUUUUCAAUGUCCUUAAACGGUGCUGUAGAUGCCCCUGUCAAUGGUGGUAUCCCAUUAUAUAAAAAAGCAUUUUUAAGUAAAGAGUACUGGGAAAAAAAUUCUGAUAUGAGACAAUGGAUUUAUAGACUACAAUCUGCUAUUGAAGAUCAGGUUUUGAUUAUUGAAAAAUGUUUAGAUACCCAUAAUAAACUUGUAAGCAAUGAAAUGCGGCCAUUUCAUACUACAAUAACAGAAUUUUUCCACAAGAAUUUUGCUGAUGAAAUUAGGGGAAUUAAAGAAAAGAACUUGAAAGAAGAAAGAUCGAAUGCAUCUGUUAUAACAACUGGAUCUGCAGAUGGUCGUCGUCGUCGUCGUUCUACGUUAUCCAGUGGAACAGCAGAGAGUAUACAUCAUAGUUCACGUCAAUCUUAUGAUGAUACGGUCACGAAGACAAAUGCUUAUCAACAAACUAAUCCACCUGUAUUACCAAAUAUUCCUGUCAUGUCACCUAUUAGUCGAGCCUUUUCUAUUCGAACACCUAUUAUGGAAAAUUUUCCAUCUGUUUUCCAAAAUGGUGUCAAUCAGACUACCAUGUCUCGAGCAGAAAGUUUAUCACGUACGUUAAAAAUCUCACUUCGUAAAAAAUCCCGCAAGAAAACGCAAAGUACGGAUAACAUUACAUUCAAUAAUAACUCUAAUACAUAA